Messenger RNA from Haliotis rubra (blacklip abalone), 3442 nucleotides. RefSeq names its product ankyrin-3-like. The record is from RefSeq and is a predicted model, not a curated record. NCBI's taxonomy places the organism in Eukaryota, Metazoa, Mollusca, Gastropoda, Lepetellida, Haliotidae. Gene Ontology annotation, molecular function: protein binding. The coding region runs from base 522 to 2471 and encodes 649 amino acids. The transcript has a single exon. Gene Ontology annotation, cellular component: ciliary inversin compartment. Gene Ontology annotation, biological process: protein localization to ciliary inversin compartment.
UCUUGCAACCCUCAAAGGAAACAAACAAUUAAUUGAGCAGAUUGUAAAAAGUGGAACGACAGAGCACCUUGCGGUGUUCAGUGAGUGUGUGAAGCAACUUUUGGGUGUUUUCUCUUAUGGAGGAACAAAACACUAUGGGAUCUACACAAUCGAUGAGACAUAUGAGACUAUUUUGGAGCAACUACUGAGAACUGGAUGCAAAGUUGAUCCCGAGUUUCUCUUACUUUGUGCUGCAAGUCAUGUAUCACCGGCUGCACUGAGAUGUGUCUUUAAGGUGUAUCCACAUGUCAAUGUUGAUAAGAUGUGGGUGAGUGUGUCAAGCACUGCUUUAAGGGAUGCGCUGGAACAUGGUGGAGUUGAAUGUGUCUCCUUGCUCCUUGAACAUGAUGCCAGUAUACCUAUCACAGAAGCUAUUCCAUCAAAGGCCACUGUACUUCACAUGGCAGCAAAGUCUAAAAACCAAAGCUUUGAGAAGCUAAAAAUAUUAUACGAUAAACUCUUAUUGGUGCAUCAGAUCACUGAUGUACUUAAUACAACACAGCACACCAACAGAGGCGGGCGAAUCUGAACAUAUUAAAACGAUUAACUAUAUUAACAGACAGGAUUUCCUGGAAAGGACACCUCUUCAUGGCGCAUCACGUACGGGCAAUGUACAGUCUGUGAAAUUCUUGAUAAGCAUUGGCGCUGAAGUAGAUGCACAAGAUGAUGAAAAUCAAACCCCACUCUACCUAGCUGCAACUGAAGAUACGUUUGAAUGUAUCCAAGCUUUGCUUGAGGCCAAAGCUUCUGUUGAAAUGCAGAGUUCUUUUGGUUAUACACCUCUAAGCUCGCCGUUCAGGAGAAGUAAACAAACCACGAGUGCGCUUCUGGAUGCUGGAAGUGAAAUAAACCACCAAGGUCGGAGAAAUGUUACAUGCCUGUAUACAGCUGUUCAGUCCGGCGACAUCGAUAGCGUCAAACUACUCUGUAGCAAAGGUGCUAAUGUUCACACAGAAGUUCUAUUUGAGGCAGUUAUGAAAGCUGAUAUUGAUAUUAUGACCCAGUUAUUUGAGAAUGGCGCAGAGGCUGACAUCACAGAUGAAACUAACAGCUCUCUUGUGCACAUAGCAGCUAUGUCAGAUACAGAUCCUGUUGAGAAGUUGGUGUAUCUUCUUCGUGAACAGCAUGCUCCUGUUGAUGUUGUAGAUACACUUGGAAGAACGGCCUUGUUUUCAGCAGUACUUUCUAAAGAUGCUGGAGUAGUGGAAGUAUUAUUGGAACAUCAGUUUAAUUAUAUGCAUGUAGCUAACAAUGGUUCGUCUGUUUUGCAUGUACUUUGUGAAGACACUCACUACUCCGACACUGUUCUUGAAGUGUUGACAAAACUCGGCAGUGACCUCCUGAAUAUGCAGACCCCAACGGGUCAAACGGCUCUUCAUUAUGCUGUACAGAACGAUCGUGCAAAGGGAACUCAGAUGUUACUUGAACAAGGUGCUAACCACUCCAUACAAGACAUAGGAGGGAUGACAGCCCUUCAUCUUGCCGCAAUAUAUCAAAACAUUGACUGCUUUCAUCUGCUUCUUCAUUUCAAGGCUGACCCGUAUAUCAAAGAUGCUCAAAAACGCACUGUUCUACACUACCUUGCCACAGGUGAAAGGAGUACUAUUGAGCAAUUGGAAAACAUUUGCACUUUUGUAAAUGAAGCUGAUGAAGAUGGAUGGACUGCUUUGCAUUGUGCAGCAAAGUCUGGAACAAACGAAACCAUGCAGUAUUUAAUUGCCAAGGGUGCCGAAACGUGUGUUGUGGACAACAACGGCAAAACAGCCCUUCAUAUAGGAUGCGAAGAAGCUAAUUGCAAAGUGCUGAACAUUUUAUUACACAGCAGGACAGUUAUUUCAAUGCUAGACAAGAACAUGAGAUCGCCACUACAUCUUGCUGCAUUAAGUGGGUGCAGUUACGCUGUGGAGCUACUGCUUGAAAAUGGGGCUGAUCCAUAUAUCAAAGACAUUAAACAGAGGAAUCCACUUCACCUUGCUGCUCUUAGGUCUAUAGACAGUAACUGUAUCAAGUUGUUGCUUCGUGUAAACGUGGACCCCUGUGAAGGUGAUAUCAAUGGUGACACGCCUCUUCAUCUUGUUUGUAAGAGCAGGAUCACUUCAAACGAUAAACUACUACACCAGAUGGGUGUUGUUAUGGACAUUCUAAAUAGUCAUGUGAAAAUAGGGCGGAAAGAACAGAGGGAGAUGGCAUACCAGGACUUAAUCAGUGGCUUAAAUCUUUUUCUGGAAAAAGGAGCUAACCCAAACAUACAGAACCAUCACGGACAAACACCACUACACUAUUCGGCUCAAAGAGGACACAGAGAAUGUGUCGAACAACUCUUGAGGUAUGGAGCCGAUGCUUCCUUGCGUGACCCAAAACAGAACUCCUCUCCAGUAUGCAUUAGCUGCAAUCAAAACAUGGAGUACCCACUGCAAGAAAUGGGCAGAUGAAUAUAUGUCUGUCGUGAAGACUCUUUCCUCCAUUUACACCAUUGUGUAUGAUCGUCAUCUGACGCCGCUGGAUGUAUUUCUAUCAUCGGAGACUGAGGAAAAUAUUGAAUCUGAAGGGGAAGAAUCAUAUGAGUAUGACGAUCCCAGUGUUGAUGUGGAUGAGUAUAAGAAGGAGGUUACUGCCAUAUUGCAAGGGUAAUCUUAAUCUCUUUCAUGAGGCAAGGAUCAUUAACACACAACAACAGCUUGACUGAUAUUGUAAAUGAAACCCGUUCCACAAUUUUAAGACAUACCAGCUGAAAGAAGAGGGCGUACAAAAUCAUAUUGAAUAUAUGUUUAUACCCAGCUUUCCUUUUGUGUUGAGUAAUAAGGUGCGAUCCCCACAGUUUGGUGACUCUGUUUCACAACUCGUGAGGUAGAAUAGAACACGGCCUUUCUAUGAAGGUUUCCAAGAAUGCCAUACGAAUCAUCUUCAAAGAUGUUUGAUCAGAAUUACUGUAUUUCAAAACCCAAAAUUUCAAAUGUUUUGUGAUAGACAUGUCGAGAAAAUUUCCAAAUUGUACACAUAAAUGAAUUCAAAGAGGAGCCCUAAAAACUUCCCUAUUUUGCAUGUUCUCGUGCUGUCUCAGAAAGACAAGCUCCAACAUUUCUGCAUUAUUGUGCGUCACCUGCUCAGUUUCGACGUACAGUUCUGAAGGUACCAGAUGUUUAUGAGACCACCUUCUUACCUGAAAAGGCAAUGGCUGAUUGUUUAAUUUUCGACAUUUGUUACAAUUAUGUGCAGCAUUAUUUAUGUUCAAUUACUAAUAAAGUGUCAGUAUGUAUUAAUCUCCCCCGUUACAAGUUCGUACCAGGGCUCUAUCUGAGGACUUUUAUCUUACUUGCACCCAGUGCAACCUUAGGUAAUAACCUUGUUGCAUCAGACAAAACGAGUUGCAACUGCUGCUCAAUAUACAAUUCUACAUAAUGUU